Beta vulgaris subsp. vulgaris (sugar beet) is the source of this 967-nucleotide messenger RNA. Its product is annotated as stem-specific protein TSJT1. The record is from RefSeq and is a predicted model, not a curated record. The transcript has 4 exons. The coding region runs from base 104 to 880 and encodes 258 amino acids. Lineage: Eukaryota; Viridiplantae; Streptophyta; Magnoliopsida; Caryophyllales; Amaranthaceae.
UCUUUCAUUCUAUUCAAUAUCAUUAAAACAUCAUACAACUUACAAACUUUAGUUUCUAAAGAGUUAUUCAUCCAAAUUUUAUUAGAAAAUACAAGACAAAAAAAUGUUGGCAAUAUUCAACAAGGGAUUGGUGGAUCCACCAAAGGAGCUCAACAGCCCGAAUUCACACUCAACCGGGUCGGGUUAUAAACCCAAAUACCCUGAAGAAAUUGUGAGGAUGUUUCAACAAACUUAUUCCCAUAAUGCCCCUCUUUCAAUGGGUUUUGGCAAUUCUGCAUUUCUUGCUUACUCUUCCUCCAAAGGCCCUCAACUUCACCAACAAAGGAUUUUCUGUGGAUUGGACAACAUUUACUGCAUAUUUAUGGGGCAUUUGAACAACUUGAACACCUUGAUCAAGCAAUAUGGGCUAGGAAAGGCUACAAAUGAAGCCAUGUUUGUCAUUGAAGCUUACCGGACCCUCCGAGACCGCGGCCCAUACCCGGUUGAUCAAGUACUUAAGGAUCUUGAAGGGUCCUUUGGAUUUGUUAUCUAUGAUGGAAAUGCUGGAACUGUCUUUGCUGCUCUGGGGGCUGAUCAAAGAGUGCAACUUUUUUGGGGAAUUGCUGCUGAUGGAUCUGUGGUUAUAUCUGAUAAUGUGGAUGUUAUCAAAGCAAGUUGUGCUAAAUCAUUUGCAUCUUUUCCAUCAGGAUGUAUAUUUCAUAGUGAAAUAGGGCUAACAAGCUUUGAGCAUCCGAAGAAUAAAAUGAAGGCAAUGCCAAGAAUAGACAGUGAAGGUAUAAUGUGUGGAGCCAACUUUAAAGUGGAUGUCAGCUCCAAAAAGAUCACUAUGCCUAGAGUUGGGAGUGAAGCUAAUUGGGCCUUUGCUGGUUCUCAAACUUGAAUUAUUGUAAUUUAAGUGAGACCAUUUUUUCUACUAAUCUUGUUGAUUUUGUGGUCUAACUUUUUAAUCAAGGCUUUUUUAUUUUUA